AUGGAACUCGUGUCUUUCCGAAGCCUAGAUUGCCGUGCCUUGCCAAUACGCGUUUCCUCACGUCACACCACAUCAUACGCUCGCGCACGGAUGCAGCAUCAUAUCACUCUCGUGGGUCCUCAGGGUGCAGCGCCUUGGCACGUUUGUCGGCCGUCGGGAAGAGACGCGCGAGGGCAGUGGACUGGCGAGCUGAGUACUGGACCCGAUGGCGCAGCGAAGAACACCAGGCGCCGCGAGGGCGAUCGGCGUGGAGAUAGAUAG
Molecule: messenger RNA, 261 nt
Organism: Peniophora sp. CBMAI 1063
Lineage: Eukaryota; Fungi; Basidiomycota; Agaricomycetes; Russulales; Peniophoraceae
Source: the annotation of a GenBank genome assembly